AUGGCGGGUGCUGUUGCCUCGACGGAGGGGAGCUUCGACAUGGACAAGGUGAGCUACGAGAUAUUCUCCAUCCUGGAGUCCAAAUUCCUCUUCGGCUACGAGGCGCCACCGUCGGCGCCGCCGCCCUUCUACUCGGGGAGAGUCCGGAUCCUCUCCGUCGACGCUGGCGGCGCCACCGACGGCCUCCUCGCGGCCGCCUCGCUGGCUCUCCUGGAGGCCUCUCUUCAGAAGCUAUCCGGCGAGUCGUCCUCCCGGAUCGCCGACUUCUUCGACAUCGCCGCCGGCUCCGGUGCCGGCGGCAUCCUGGUGGCGCUCCUCUUCACCUGCGCCGCCGACGGUCGCCCCCUCUACACCGCUGCGGAGGCCCUCGAUUUCCUCUCCCGCAACCGCCAGGUCUUCCAGGCGAAGGGGAAGAAGAAGGGGAGGGGAUUCGCCGGAAUAUUCCGGAGAAAGAGGGCGUCCGGAGAAAAACUGGAGAGAAUAUUCGGGGAGGCGACUCUUCGGGAGACGGUGAAGCCGGUGCUGAUCCCCUGCUACGACCUGGAGACGAGGGCGCCGUUCCUCUUCUCCCGCGCCGGCGCCGUCGAGACGGACGGCUACAACUUCCUCAUGCGGGAGGUCUGCGGCGCCACGCUGGGGGCAGCUGAAAUACGCUCCGUGGACGGGAGAACAGCGAUCGCCGCCGUGGACGGCGGCGUGGCCGUCGCGAAUCCCGCCGCCGCCGCCAUCACACACGUCCUCAACAACCGGAUGGAGUUCCCCUCCGUCGCCGGGGCGGAGGACCUUCUGGUGGUCUCCCUCGGAAACGGGGAAUCCUCUGCUGCGCCGCCGGCCGGUCGACGACUGCGGCGAAGGUCCACGACGUCGUCGUCGGAGAUCGUCAAGAUCGCCGUAGAGGCCACCUCCGACACGGUGAGGAGUUCCCACCGCCAGCACUGUUCCAUCAUCACCCCUCUUCCUUUCUUCCUUCCUUCCUUUGUGUGCUCCUCCGUACUGAAUGCUAGCUGAAUGGGCGCAGGUGGAUCAGGCGGUGGCCAUGGCUUUGGAGCGCAACCGCACGGCCAACUAUGUCCGCAUUCAGGUAGGGCAGAUAAAAGAUGAACCCCCGGCGAAUCCUUCCCCCCCUCCCUCCUCCAUCGUCGAGAGCAAGCAAGAUCGAUGACGAGUGUUGAUCCUUCCAGGCCCGUGUGGGUGAUCUCGGCGGGUUCCAAUCCUCGGAGCCCUGCAAGCUCCAGGCCGCAGCGGAGGAGCUGCUGGAGCAGAGGAACGUGGCCUCCGUGCUCUUCCGAGGGAAGAGGCUCUCGGACAAGUCCAACGCGGAGAUCCUCGCCUGGGCCUCUGCAGAACUCGUGAGAGAACGCGAGGGGCGGAAGAUCAUCUGCCCUCCCCGGAGCUCGCCGAGAUCCGGCUUCAGCUCGAAAACCACCUCCCCCGUGGCGGUCGCCUCCCCUCGGUGA
Molecule: messenger RNA, 1457 nt
Organism: Spirodela intermedia
Lineage: Eukaryota; Viridiplantae; Streptophyta; Magnoliopsida; Alismatales; Araceae
Source: the annotation of a GenBank genome assembly